Molecule: messenger RNA, 468 nt
Organism: Temnothorax curvispinosus
Lineage: Eukaryota; Metazoa; Arthropoda; Insecta; Hymenoptera; Formicidae
Product: odorant receptor Or2-like
Exons: 3
Coding region: 36-284 (82 amino acids)
Biological process (GO): detection of chemical stimulus involved in sensory perception of smell; sensory perception of smell
Cellular component (GO): plasma membrane
Molecular function (GO): olfactory receptor activity; odorant binding
Source: RefSeq, a predicted model, not a curated record
GGCUCGUCGCGGUGCUCAUUAAUACGUUCGUUCAUAUGUGCCUUUACUGCGUGGUCGGUGAAAUUCUCAUUGCAAAAUGUGAAGAUAUACAUCAUGCGGUGUACGACUACGCGUGGUAUUUGCUGAAACCGAAUGAUGCCAGAAAUCUGAUGUUGAUAAUGAUUCGUGCUGACAGACCUCUUUACAUCACCGCGGGAAAAAUAUUUCCAAUGACGCUAUCCAUGUUUUGUAGCCUGAUCAAAACGUCAGCCGGAUAUAUAUCGGUAUUGCUCGCCAAUCGAUGAUUUUCAGACAUUGGACAAAUUGACCAGGACAAUUUUCAAUGGAAUCUGAUUUUUCGCAAUGCAAUAAAAAAUACUAUGUAUUUUAUAUUGAAUAAUGUUUAAUCGAUGCGCCAAACGAAUUCGUUUUUCCAUGUGAACAAAGUGAAAUCGUUAAUUUGGAGAGAAACUCAUAUGUAUAUUACAA